AUAUCAUUUUUUAAAUUCCAUUUUUUUAGCAUAAUCCCGAUUUUAUAGAUAAGCCGACAAUAUUUGACAAUGGCGAAAACGAGUUAAUCGAUGAUGAGGAUAAUGAAGACAUAGACGAAGAGGAUUAUGAAACUGAAUUUGAUUACGAGGAAUUUAGAAAAAAAUUGGCUGCUAUGAACUAUGAUGAUGAUUUGGAUAAUAAAGAUGAAAAUGAUGAAGCAGAGGACUCUGUUGAUGGCAUUCCAGAUGGAGAUGACAAAGAUGAUGAGAGCGAAGAUGAAAUGGACAUGUCGGAUGAAGGGGAUUUUUAUAGUGACUUUUCUAAAUUUAAUUCCACACGACGAAAGAAGAUAGGCGCGCGUAAACCUCGUUCCAUCAAACCAGAUCAAUCGAGCGAAGAUCAUAAAAGAAAUACGAAAUUUAAAAUCAAAAGCGGGACAAGCGAAAAUGAAAAGGAAUCUAAUUAUCAGCAAAGAGAAAUUUUGAUGCUCAGAUUACCAUCCCAUCGUAGCAAAGUAUCUGAGGUUAAUAUUGAUCAAAAAAGUAGUGCAAACCGGGAAGUGGUGAAAAAGUAUUCCCACAGGCAUCACGUGGGUAACCGGCGAUAUAAAAAUGCUAUAGUAAAAAGUGCCAAAUCGUCGCGUCAAACACCCCCUGCAACCAAUACUCCAGCAGCACAUUUUCAUUUAAAUCGUAAAAUUCCAGACCGUUACGCCAGUAUAAGGGUCGAUUCAUACUCUGGUGAUAUGUAUAUCGGUCAUCCCAGUUGGUCGAAUGAAAUUGACGUUGAUAACUACUUCAGAGUGGAGAAUGGUGUAUUAACCAUACGCGAACCGGGCCUUUAUUACGUAUACGCCCAGGUGUGCUACAACAAUACACACGACCAGAACGGUUUCGUGAUAUUCCAUGGGCAUAAGCCUUUUCUUCAAUGCUUGAAUACAGUACCAACAAAUAUGCCACACAAAAUACAUACCUGCCACACCAGCGGCCUCAUAUAUCUCAAAGAGAAUGAAACAAUUCAUUUGCGCGAUUUCCAUAGUGAUCGAAAUGUUAUUUUAAAAGAUGUCAAUAACCGCAGCUACUUUGGACUGAUAAAAAUAUAAUAAAAAAAAACAUACAUACAUAUGUAUAUGUAUAUGAUUUUGGUGAAGGUAGAAGGGAGUACACUGUACAUUACAUUACUAAAAAUAUGAAGUGAUAUGUAUUUAUGAUGUAUGAAGUGUACAUAUGUAAAUACUACAUACAGAAAUAAAAAUUAAAUAAACAGAACGAAUAUAUACAUACACA
Molecule: messenger RNA, 1287 nt
Organism: Rhagoletis zephyria (snowberry fruit fly)
Lineage: Eukaryota; Metazoa; Arthropoda; Insecta; Diptera; Tephritidae
Product: protein eiger-like
Biological process (GO): immune response
Cellular component (GO): membrane
Molecular function (GO): tumor necrosis factor receptor binding; receptor ligand activity
Source: RefSeq, a predicted model, not a curated record